Rhipicephalus sanguineus (brown dog tick) is the source of this 1326-nucleotide messenger RNA. RefSeq names its product transmembrane 9 superfamily member 4. Gene Ontology annotation, biological process: protein localization to membrane. Lineage: Eukaryota; Metazoa; Arthropoda; Arachnida; Ixodida; Ixodidae. The transcript is spliced from 11 exons. Bases 1 to 1326 code for a protein of 441 amino acids. Gene Ontology annotation, cellular component: membrane. The record is from RefSeq and is a predicted model, not a curated record.
AUGGUCGCCGUGGACUACACGGCCUUCCUAAUGUGUGGCAAGGAUGCAUCCACCAUGAUGUCACUGCUUGGCUGGGCCCGAAGUUCCAAGGUUGUGUCUGUACGAUUACGUGACCAAGAGCCCCGAGACCCUGUUCAGAUCCUGGAUGAGAUUCUCGGCCUGUGUAAGUGUGCUUCAUGUGAGUGGCUGACAAGACCUGUGGAGUUUGGUGUGAUGCCGCAGCUCAAGGCAACCACUGACAAGCUUGUCAACGCUGUAGGCGUGCACAAGGAGUCGAUGAAGUUCUUGAAGGGUGGCUUCUGCGAGUUUGACCCGAGCCAGGCCAAGAAGCAGGAGGUGAACGAGAACGGCAUCACGGACCUGUACUUCAGCUACGAGGUGGAGUGGAAACAGAGCAGCAUCAGGUGGGCCUCCCGAUGGGACACCUACCUGGCUGUGACCAACGUCCAGGUCCACUGGUUCUCCAUCGUCAACUCGGUCGCCGUUGUCUUCUUCCUCUCGGGCAUGCUGACCAUGGUCAUUGUUCCGACACUUCGUAGGGACAUUGCACGCUACAAUAAGGAUGAAGAGUCGGAAGACGCGAUGGAGGAGACUGGCUGGAAACUGGUCCACGGUGAUGUGUUCCGUCCUUCGCAGUACCCCAAGCUCUUCGUUGCCGUGGUUGGCAGAGGGAUUCAGGUCUUCUUCUUGAUGUUUAUCACAAUCGUCUUCGCCGUGCUGGGGAUGCUGUCUCCAGCCUCUCGGGGAGCCCUCAUGACGGCUGCCAUCUUCCUCUAUGUCUUCAUGGGUUUGUUUGCCGGCUACUUCUCGGCCCGCUUGUACAAGACCUUGUGGAGGAAAGCAGCCUUCCUGGUUCCUUUUGCCACCAUGGUAGCGUUGCUGUGCCUCAGGUUCGGCAUCUCGGUGCCACUGGUGUUCCUUGGGUACUUCCUCGGGUACCGCAAGAAGCCCUACGAGCACCCCGUGCGCACUAACCAGAUCCUCCGGCAGGUGCCCGAGCAGCUCGUGAUCACCGAGUUCAUUCCGACUCUUCUGUACUUCGGCUACACGUGCAUCAUGGUGCUGACUUUCUGGCUUCUGACGGGAACCAUCGGUUUCCACGCCACGUACUUCCUCUGCAAGAUCUAUGCCGCCGUCAAAAUCGAGAGAGCUGCGCGGUUUACGUGCCUUGCCCGUCGCCAGUGCUGCGCGGCUGCAGCCACCGGUGGCAUCGUAACCUCAUUACCAUUCACGCGCAUCAACUUCUUCUGCCGUGCCCUAACGCUUGAAUCUGAAUGUUUGUACUGCGAGUUGCAAGGACAGAUGCGUCAUAAGCUAGGCACUUAG